This is a messenger RNA of Perca fluviatilis (European perch), 714 nucleotides long. RefSeq names its product cornifelin homolog B-like. Bases 87 to 467 code for a protein of 126 amino acids. The transcript is spliced from 4 exons. The record is from RefSeq and is a predicted model, not a curated record. Lineage: Eukaryota; Metazoa; Chordata; Actinopteri; Perciformes; Percidae.
UCAGACAGCCUAGGCAGGUUCGUCCGAAACCUCGUCAUCCUCGUCUCACUCAGACAUACACACAAACACACACUCACAGGUUUAAGAUGAGUCGGCCGGUGCAGAGGCAGCCUCAGGCUCUGAGUGUUUCCUCUGAUGCAGCUGAAUGGGCUUCUGGGGUCUGUGACUGCUGCGACGACAUGACAGAUUGCUGCUUUGCCUUCUGGUGCUGUCCCUGUUUCGCCUGUAAAACCACUAAACAGUUCGGUCAGUGUCUCUGUCUUCCCCUGCUGGAUGUCUUUGGGUGCAUCCGUCCAAUCACCAUGUCCAUGAGAGUCUCCGUACGUCAACACUACGGCAUCAAAGGCAGUUUGUGCAGUGACUGUUUGUGCUCCACCUUCUGUGUGCCCUGCGUCUGGUGUCAGAUGGCCCGAGAGAUGAAGGACAGGCAACUCCCCACCACGCUGGGUGACAUCAUCCACCGCUGAUGACAUCAUCGCUGUAACAUUAUUGCUGUGACAUCAUCACUGUGACUCAAACCUGUAUUGUUUACAUGUUUACCAAACGUUCCUUGACACUUUACUUGUAUUAAUUGUCUGCUUUGCACAUUCUUGUAUUUUUCUUUAAUAUUUAUCAAACAUGGUUGUUUUUAUACUUUUUCAUUCAUUUAGUUUGAUGCAUUGUGUAUGUUUUGUAGUUUUUUCCCCAACACAUUGUACUCUGCACUAAUUAAGG